Molecule: messenger RNA, 1527 nt
Organism: Zingiber officinale
Lineage: Eukaryota; Viridiplantae; Streptophyta; Magnoliopsida; Zingiberales; Zingiberaceae
Product: putative disease resistance protein RGA3
Exons: 1
Coding region: 115-1527 (470 amino acids)
Biological process (GO): defense response to other organism
Molecular function (GO): ADP binding
Source: RefSeq, a predicted model, not a curated record
UGUAAUCCAUCAAAAAGGAAGACUUCAUUUAUUUAUUGCUUCUCUUUUCCUUCUCCUCCAAGCUGCUAGCCAGAUCCACACCAAACAACUUGCAUCCUUAAUUCAUCCGGAGCUAUGGAAGCAGCUUUAGUAACUGCUGCGUCUCGCUUCAUGGUCCAGAAUGUGUCAGAUCUCCUCCAACUCGACGAGAAACUCAAGGCGAUAACUGCAAGUAACAAAACGAAGAUGAAGAAGCUCAAGGAGUUGUCCGCGAUCAUUGACGCGGUGAUCCAAGAUGUCGACUCCCGCCCUUUUAUUGAUGCUGCUGUGAAGAACUUGCUGACGAAGCUCAAAUACUUGGCCUACGAUCUCGAGGAUGUUGUGGAUUACUAUGACACCACAGUCUCGCAGAAGAAGCAGAGAUCAAACACUUCUUUAAGGCCGGUGCGUGAUUUCUUCUCUCCUAAUAAUCAAGUUGUGUUUAAGAGUAGGAUAGGUGGCAUGAUAAAAGCCAUAACAGAAAGUCUGGAUUCUAUUUUGCUGCAAAAGUCCGUUCUUCUCGAUUUGCCACAAAGCAAGUCGGAACCACGUCUCUACAGAGAGACCCACUCCCGCAAUAGCUUUGUUGUUAUAGGGAGAGAACCAGAGAGGAAUAAGAUUGUCGACUUGUUAACAAAGGAUGAUGAUGAUGAAAGCAACCAUGGCACAGUGAAGGUCAUUGCCAUUGCUGGGAUGGGUGGCUUGGGGAAGACUACACUUGCUCAGCAUGUUUUCGAUGAUGAGAGGGUGAAAGCUCAGUUUGAAAAUUCAAGAAUGUGGACAGUUGUUGGGGCUGAAUUUGACCCUGCAAAGGUAAUGAAAUCUGUUUUAGAAGCAGCUACUGAUGCACCAGUCAACAUCUCACAAAUAGAUUCAGUGAGACAGAACAUAGAAAAAGCACUAUCUGGGAGGAAAUUUCUGCUCGUUCUUGAUGAUGUCUGGAAUGAAGAUCCAUUAAAGUGGGGCAUACUAAAAGCAGCCUUGACAUGUGGGGUGAGGGGAAGCAAAAUUUUGCUGACAACCCGUAACCAACAGGUGUCUAAAAUUAUGGGCUCAUCCAAUACCACCCACCAAUUACAACAGUUGUCCCAAGAUGAUUGUCUGUCCUUGUUUCAACAAUUUGCUUUUGGAGACGAAGCAGUGGAUCAAAAGCUGGUGAAAAUUGGUGAAAAGAUUGUUGAGAAAUGUGGCGGUGUGCCCUUGGCUGCCAUAUCUCUUGGUAACAUGCUCCGUGGCACUCGAGAUGAGACUUAUUGGUCCUCAGUAUUGAAGAGUGAAAUAUGGCAACUCCGAGAUGAGGAAGAUAAAGUGUUAGCUAUACUAAAGUUGAGCUAUGACACUCUCCUCCCACGGUCAAAGAAGUGUUUUGCAUUUGCCUCCCUAUUCUCAAAAAAUUAUAAGAUGGCAAAGGAUGAACUGAUAAAACUAUGGAUAGCAAAUGAUUUUGUACGCUCGGACAAGAAUUUUAUGCUGAGACAAUUGGCAACAACGUCUUUGAUGAACUUGUAA